CUUGAAACGCCAAUUUGAACAGUUCGGCAUUUUAAAAGUUUGGAUUAAUUUCGAAAAAAAAAAAAAGAAAUAAAAAAAAUGAAUAAAAUUGUUGCCUCUUUUGUUCUAUUAGCACUUUUAGUAAGUGCUAAUGCACAAAACACAUUGGAAAGAGAUGUUCUCAAUACGAUGAUGUCAAAGAUUUUAUUAGAAGAAUACAAUAAUGUUCCAACUGAAGAUGGUUACAAAUUCUCUUAUAAAACAUCCGAUGGUAGUGUUAGAGAAGAAGUUGGCAUUAUUAUGAAUCCAGGUACAGAACAACAAGAAAUGGUUGUUAUGGGAUCAUAUGGUUAUGAAGAUAGUGAAGGUACUAGAACUGUAACAAUGUAUACAGCUGAUAAAAAUGGUUAUAAACCAAGAGUACAAGUUAAAAAUCGUAAACUUAAUCCAAAGCUUUUAGCUUCUUUAGCCGGUAAAUAAAGAAAAAAUUGCGAAAUUUUUAUUGCAUCGAAAAGAAAAUGCAUCUUUUGUUGUUCUUUCUACUCCUUAUUCUUCUUCUACUCCUUAUUAUUAUUUAAAUUUUAUUCAUUCUGUAAUGAUUACAUAUAAUUUCUUUUUUUUUUUUCAAAAAAAAAUUCUUAAAAAUAUAUUUUUGCACUGAAUAAAAAAUAAACUGCCAAAAUUUUUAUAAUAAAAAGUUUAAAAUUAUUAAAAUAAGGUGUGAAAUUUACAAAAAAAAAAAAAUGUUGUGAUUCAUAAGUAAAUUUAAAACAAAAAAUAAAGUGAAUGUUAAAUAUAUUUAGGAUAUAGACAAAUAAUUGAAUAUUCUAUGUCAAAAAACAUUUGUAUAUAA
Messenger RNA from Condylostylus longicornis, 832 nucleotides. Its product is annotated as endocuticle structural glycoprotein SgAbd-9-like. The transcript is spliced from 3 exons. NCBI's taxonomy places the organism in Eukaryota, Metazoa, Arthropoda, Insecta, Diptera, Dolichopodidae. Gene Ontology annotation, molecular function: structural constituent of chitin-based larval cuticle. The record is from RefSeq and is a predicted model, not a curated record. The coding region runs from base 79 to 459 and encodes 126 amino acids. Gene Ontology annotation, cellular component: chitin-based extracellular matrix.